Molecule: messenger RNA, 6317 nt
Organism: Pseudopodoces humilis (Tibetan ground-tit)
Lineage: Eukaryota; Metazoa; Chordata; Aves; Passeriformes; Paridae
Gene: TMEM40
Product: transmembrane protein 40
Source: RefSeq, a predicted model, not a curated record
GUCCUCCUCACACCAUGCUGUCCUCAUCUCCUGAGCAGGCUGGGUGCUCUACUUAGGGUCAGCAGAGAUCUGUUGGUGGUGAUCUGAGACCUUUUCCCAGAGCCUGAACUGCAGAGAAGUUGGUUUGAAGCCCCUUAUGAAGGUGCCAGAAUUGACCGAGAGAGCCUGAACCAAUCUGUAGCUUGAGAAAUGUUUGCACUCUGAGAUGACAGACAGUGGGCUUGUAAUGCUCACUGCCUGCUGGACAGGCAGCCAGGCCUCAUGGAGUGAUUGGAGCAGUCCAGCAGUCCUCAUUAGAGGCUCCAAGGUUUGGGAAUGAACUGUAGUGUUUUGAUCUGGGUGGAAGACAAGGUGUAUUGGCAUCACCUGUUGUGUGGUGUCAGCAGAAGAGGGAUCCAGAGCUUGAUUCAAGCUUUGUGUAGCCCAAAAAAGUUAUAGUCUCUGAUCCAGAGCACAUCUUUUAAGCUGAAUAGAUUGGACCAGACUUCUCAAAUAGUUCUAACUUUUAGUAAAUACCCUUUGGGCUCUCUCAGUGCCUACUGCGAGCACACCCUUGAUUUUAGGAAACAGUUUUACUGAGUAAAAUGUACUUUUAUCCCCUCUAUGUUGCAGGUGAUUGAACCUGAUAAUUCAGUGAGCUGAGGUGAUCUCAAGAGAACAAUGUUUUAGGACACAGCUGAGUUAUUGAGGGAGGGCUGCAUCCUUGCAUCUUUGCAAGGCUGAAUUUUAAAGAUCCCAGAAGAUGGUGUCUGCUUGCAUCCUGGUGCCAAGGUACUGACGACAGUGGAUGUCACUGGAGUAGUUGUCUCACAAAGAGAAGAUUGGCCCUGCCAGCCUAUGAUUGCUGCUGCUCCCCAGAUCAGUGAGACAGGGAAGGUCACAGGAGUCUGGGAGGUCUCCAGAUUCACUGAGACUGUGUCCAAUUUCCAAAAUCUGCCAGCAGUACUGCUCUGAGCUCUGUGGGUCCUAGGACCUGGGAACUUGGCCUUGGAGUACAUAAAAGCUUUAGGGUGGCUGUACCAUGAGCUCACCUUUCCACUCACCUUCCCCAUCACUCUUUCCCUGUGCAGUCUGACACAGUUUAUCUGUUUUCAUUUUUUAUCACAAGUGUGAAGCUAGUAGUUGACAGAACCCUUUUUGGAGGAGGAGAGGAUUAUUGUUGGGUAUGUCCUGAAGCAAAAGUUUGAGAAUAAUAUUCUGGGGAAAUAGUGGAUAGAUCAAACUCUGAGGCCUGCUUCAGAGUAAGGCCUGUGGGAGGUCUGAGGUUCACCUUGGCUGGGGGAUGUCCCAGCCAAUUUGGUCAGUGCUGCACAGAGCUGCUGGCCCAGCCCCAGCGCAGCUCUGACUUGCCCUUUGUUGCCCCUGUGCCAACAGGUAACCAGCACAUGCCUCCCUGCCUUUGUAGGCUGUUCUGCUUCCUGGCCUUGCCAUCUCCUGGCCGGUACAUUGCUGACAGAGCAGUAAGGGACAGGUGUCAGCCUGCCUUGCUGACAGGGUUACAAAAUGGAUUCCAGGACCAAACCCAUUCUACAAAACAUCAGGAUUAAAUAUUGAAAUCCUUGGCAUUGCCUGUGUGCUUAAAAGUGCUGAGGAAAAGGGCUUUAUCAAGAGGGAGGAUCAGCUGAAACUGCGAAUUGUCCCUUGGGCUCCUGGUUCUUCCCAUGGAGCAUCUGUGCUCCCCUGCCUUUGGCUCUGCUUCCAUGAGGUGCUUCCAGCCCUGUUGCUGGACCAGAAGACCGGGGAUAGAAGGGAGCCCAGUGAACUGGGACAACAAGGAACAGGAGAGGAGCAGAUAAGGGAGCAGAUUUUUUUGCAGGUUGCUCAUGGAAGCAGUUCUCCAGUUAGGGCAGUGGGUGGGGAGAGUAUCCUCAGACUCCAGGUGUAAUCCCUGUGCUUGCUGCAGCACUUGACUCAGCCAGGCCAGGGGCUGGGCACAGUUCUCUGUUCCCUACUUCUCUGUCAGCCAGCAGCCUGCCCUUUUUGGAUUUGUGUUUUGUGUUGGGGCCGCACUGUCUGUCCUACAGAUGGGCCAGGGCUUCCGCAGCCAGACUGUAACUGGAAAUCUGCCCUUGUAGCUCGGUUGGAAGGAACAGCAGCCAGAGCCCCAGACAGCCCUCUCACUCUCAUCCCUCAGAGCCCAUUUGUGAGUCUGUAAUGUGCUGACCAUAAUAAAGGGGAGCUCCCAUGAUGAGGGAACGUUUCCAUCAUUACCUGUAACCAUUAAGGGGAGGAUCUUGUGCUUGUCCGUACUGGAAUCACUCACUCUUCUGCCUCAUGAGCUGUUGAUAGCAGCACCUGAGGAGGAGGUCAGUAAUCCUCCAGGAAGUGAGUGAUACAUCCUGGCCUUUGAUUUAGCCUGCUCAAACAGGCCUACUUCUUAAAUUUAACGGGCUUUAGCAAAAAUUUUACUGUGUUAAUUAAAAAUACUAAUACAGUGAAUUAUUUAUGGCAAGUAAUUCCACAAAAGGGUACAGAAAGAAAAAAUUUCCACAAGAUCUUAGUAAGGUACAACAUGAUCUUCUCUAAUAUGAUUCCACAAAAGCCUUCAUGGCUAAACCUCAGGCUUUGUCCCAGCCAAAGCAAACAUCUUUCAUGUGAUUUCAGCAUAACAGGGUCUUACUGGUUCAGUGAUGGUCUGGAAGGUUAGGAAGUGAGUUGUAUUCACUGCUUGUUGCUUUUUUCUUCUCUCUUAAAAGUCUCAUCAUUCAGAAGCAGAAAGGUAAUUGUAAACUACCUGUAGCUUGCAAAAUGCAGCUGUCGGUGAGGCAUAAUCCCCCUGCAUGCUCACAACAAUGGUUGAAGCAGACUUUAUUUAAAGGAAAAUGAGUAGCAGCUAAGUAAAUGCACAAGAGGGAGUAAUUUAACCAACCCAUUGGAUGAAAGUCAGGGUAGGGCAAGAGGAGUCAUGGGACUGUUUAAGUCUCUCAGAAAUGUGAUGAGUUAAUGAGCAAUAACUACUUUAUGUACCAUUACUGGGCCCCUCCUACACUCAGGAGUAUUUCUACAUUUCUCAUGCAACCUGCUUGUGUGACGAAUCCAUACACACACUGCACCCAAUUAGUGUGAAGCAUUAGAGCUGCUCUGCCUGUCUCACCUCUCUAAACCCCUCCUGGAAGCAAUUUUCCCAGCAUACAAAGAAUAAAUCACCAUUUUCCUAAAUCUCUCAGAGAACAGCUCCCAAAUAAGGGCCAAGUAAACACAUGUAAUACAUGAUAUUCUAUUUAUUAGUUAAUCUUCCCAGCAGUAGAUGCAGGGUAUUAUCUGCUUUAAGUGUGCAAUGUUACAUGAAAUUAAAAAUGUCAGGGGAGGUGAGACAAGGCACUUGAAUAGGCACUUGUAGAAAAGUAGUGGAAUACCUUGCUUAAACAAACACAAACCCCAAUCCUUUCCCCCUCUAAAAGAAUAACAAAAAUACCAAAAAACCACAGCAAACAGCCAAACAAACUGGAAAAGAAAAAAAAUGCACACCUACUAUAGGAACUAUAACUUACUUUACCUGUGUCCCAGUCUCUCAAGAAGCAUCGGGAGAUGAAGUGAAGAGAGCAGAGGAGGGAAUCCUUCCUGGGGUACCAAUUGCAGCAGGGUUAAACCAUUAGGUGAAUUUGACAAAUGACAGCAUGACCACACGUUGUGUAAUCAAUAGCCACUGUGCUAUUGGAGUGUCCCAAGGAGCCUCCUUUGACACUGGCUGUCACUCUUCACAGACAUUUUCAGGUGACCAAACAUCUGCCACCUUCUGCUGUGGUGCACUGGAGGAAUUUUCCCCAUCCUUUCCUUCUCUUGUUUCUUUGUGGUAAAGGCUGGCUGGCUCAGAAAGCAUCACCUGCCAGUGAGGGAGCAGCUGCCCUGAAAAGCAAACAACCCUGGGGUGGCUCCAGGUAACUUGUGCUGAAGAGAUGUGUGUCAGAGGUGGCUGAGAAAGGCUCCAGGGGAGCACCCAUGACCUUACAGCACACAGAUGAUGAGCAGAGCCAGAGGCUUAGUGUUGUCAGUGCCCUCUGUGGCUGCUGGGGACAAGUGGGGUGGAGGGCACAUUUCCCUUUGCUGUCCCUGGCCCAGCUGCACAGGUGUUCCACCUGUGCCUCCCUGGGAUGCCCUGAGCAGGAGGGUGGCAUGCCUGGGCUUCCAAAUCCCCGUCAUAGUGUCCCUGCUUAGCUUUACCAGAGCCCAGGGCCUCUCCCCACAGAGUGGGUUCCAUGUCCCCAGUGCCCCCCUCAUGUCCCAGAGAGGCCAAACAAGUGGGCCUGGGUCUCCAAGCUGAGCAGGGGCUGUGCUGGAGCAGCCACGGGCAGGACUGAGGGGUCCUGGCUGCUCAGGGCUACUGAGGAACAUUAGUGCCUGAGGCAGGCUGGGAGCUGCACAGCUCCUCUCUCCGUGCCAGCGGGAUCAGCCCUUGGUCACCUUGGCUCAGGGACGUGGGAGCACAGAGCUGGAGUGUGACCUCGUAGCCAGAGGAGCCGCCACCGCUCAUCCCAUGAGUCAGGGGAGGCCACGUGAGGCCCCAGCCCGACGCCUUCCCACCCACUGGGAAUGCUGGCACUGGGAUCCUGACCCAGCAUCCUGAGCCACCACACAGCCUGAAGAGCUUUGCAACAACUACAGAGAGGCACAUGGUGCGAAAGGAGAAACAUAAACCAGGAAGAAACUCAGCUUUCACUAAGGCUACAGCCCUCCAGGACAUCUUCCUGUGGAACCAACUGCUGGGACCAACCUAAGACUUGCAGGCACAGCAAUGGAGAAUUUGGAUGUCCCAAUCCCAGAUCUUACUGAAGAACAGCAAGACAUUUUUCAGAGAGUUUUUGCUGCUGAUGCCAAGUACUUGGAGAAUCAUGAAAAAAUGAACCAGUCCUUCUGGGAAUCACUUGUAAAAUGCUUGGCUGCUACUGACCCAGCUAUCCUGGAUACUGAAGAAAAGAACAAUCUCCUUAACAGCUGUGAUGUCCUCCCUGGAGGCUGUGCUGCCUGCCUGGAAACCAUAGAGAAGAAAGGAGUCAGGGCAAUGGCUCUUCUUUACCUUUUGCUGAAGACUUCCAAUCCAUCUGGGUACAGGCAGCUGCCCAGCUCCAAGGGAAAGGAUGAAAAAUUGAAACUCCUGAAGAGAUUGGAAAGGAAUUUUGUAUAUUCAGAAGAGGACAAAAAGUCUGAAAAGUCAUCCCAUAAGUCCACGGAUGAAGAUACACAAGACAGUGAUGAGGAAGAUUUAGGAAGACAGAAGACUGAAGGCAAAUUACUUGAAGGAAUACCAGCAGAGAUGGUUCCCUACAGAGAUUCAGAGAUUGCCAGAAGAGAAGAUUCAGAUGCAGAUGCAUAUGUGGAGAGCACUCACCCCCCUCAGUGGACAGUACGGUGGAUGGGCAUACGGAAGGAUGAUGAAUUCUUUCAUUUUGUCAUUCUUUGCUUUGCAAUUGGAGCUUUGCUAGUUUGCUACUACUAUUACAAAGAUUGGACUAUUUCUCUUGGGAUUGGUUUAAUCACCUUUGCUUCCCUGGAAACCACUGGGAUAUACUUUGGCCUGGUGUACCGAAUUCGGAGUGUCCUUGACAGCUUUGUUCCUUUCAUUGACAGAUUCAAGCCAAGAGGCAUGAGGAAAGCUGCCUAGGAGGAGUAUUUCAGGAGAGUUCCCCAAACCUGGCUGUCCAAAUUUCCAGUACUAAAGGAACUGCUUUAUGAGGUGAACCUAACCAAAUGGCCAGUGUGGAAUACUGAAAUGUGAAACCUCUGAAAAACAUCACUCCUUUCCCUCCAAAAUAAACCUGAAACUGGGGUACAGGGCCCCACUGUGGAUUCUGAAGCGGUUUGGGGCUUAUCAGAGCUUGGAAGACAAUGGAGAUGUAGCUUUGUGUUCAGUUCCAUCUAAAUAUAAACACUGACCUCUCCCCCAGGCUGCCAUGUUGUUGGUGGUGCAGCUCUCAUUCGUAACAAACCACGCCAAUCUGCCUGUGCUGUACCAAAAUCAACAGACCAAGGUCCUGUGCUGGUUCUGGCUUAGGCUCUGGCUGUUCCUGGAGGAAUUCUGGCCUCCUCCUCCCCCCGUGCUGCCCAGAGCAGGCAGAGGCUGGCGCUGCUCUCCCAGCUGAGCCCUGGCAGUGCCGGCACUGGGGCUGAUUAAUUGAUUGUGGCAGAACCCGGAGCAGUGGGCGGGCAGUGGUUUCACCCGAGGAGAGCUGGGGAGAUGUUACAGGCACUGACAGAGUGCUGCAGAAAUGAGAUUAUUAACAACAGCAGAUUUCAUCUUUUCUCAGGAAAAACAAAGUGCUUGAUUUGACUCAUCCCCCAACCUUUUUCUUUCUUUGAGUAAAAUAAACACGUAACUUUGA